Molecule: messenger RNA, 885 nt
Organism: Parascedosporium putredinis
Lineage: Eukaryota; Fungi; Ascomycota; Sordariomycetes; Microascales; Microascaceae
Source: the annotation of a GenBank genome assembly
AUGGACGCCUUCGAAUACACCGCCAACCCCACCAAAGUGGUCUUUGGCAGCGGCGCCCUCGCCAAGCUCCCCGCCAUCCUCGCCUCCCUCCAGCUCUCCCGCCCCCUCCUGCUCUCCACCCCGCAGCAAAUCGACCAAGCAGAGCAGGUCCGCACCCUCCUCGGCGGCGCCGUCGCCGGCCUCUUCAGCGAAGCCACCAUGCACACCCCCGUCGACGUGACGGAGCGCGCCGUAGCUUUUGCCCAAUCCUCGGGCGCCGACUCCCUCGUCUCCCUCGGCGGCGGCAGCACCAUUGGCCUAGGCAAAGCCAUCAGCGUGCGCACCGGCUUGCACAACAUCGCCAUCCCCACCACCUACGCCGGCAGCGAAGUCACCCCGAUCCUCGGCGAGACCGCCGACGGGCUCAAGACCACGCGCAGCGACCCCGCCAUCCUCCCGGGUACCGUCGUCUACGACGUCGACCUCACCAUGACGCUGCCCGCCGGGCUCAGCGCCACCAGCGGCGUCAACGCCAUCGCCCACGCCGUCGAGGCCCUCUACGCCCAAAACGCCAACCCCAUCAUCGCCAUGUUCGCCCAGGAGGGCCUCUGCCACGCCAUCGGCGGCAGCUUCAACCUGCCCCACGCCGAGACCCACACCAUCGUCCUCCCCCACGCUCUCGCCUACAACGCCCCCGCCAUCCCUGUCGCCAUGGCCAAGCUCGCCGAGGCUCUCCCCGGCAGCGAGGGCGACGCUGUGCGCGGCCUCAACACCCUCCUCGACAAGUUGCAGGUCAAGAGGGGCCUGCGCGACCUCGGCAUGAAGGAAGAGGAUAUUGAUAAGGCCGCCGACAUUGCCGUGUCCAAGCCCUACUGGAACCCCCGCCCCGUCGAGAGGAUGCCGUGA